Molecule: messenger RNA, 889 nt
Organism: Leguminivora glycinivorella
Lineage: Eukaryota; Metazoa; Arthropoda; Insecta; Lepidoptera; Tortricidae
Product: troponin C, isoallergen Bla g 6.0101-like
Exons: 6
Coding region: 160-621 (153 amino acids)
Molecular function (GO): calcium ion binding; enzyme regulator activity
Source: RefSeq, a predicted model, not a curated record
CAGAAAGGGGCAGUACCACGUCCCUAGACCAGAGGCAACCUGGGUGACAUAGUCGCGCGUCUUAGAGUAGUCGCUCAGUCCAUCCAGAUAAAAGGACUUGUGUUCCUCAUUCUUUGGUUCGGUAUUGCGUACCAAAUUAUUCAAUUCCUUUAAAACAAAAUGGAUGACCUUAAUAAGGACCAGGUAGCAAUCCUCAAGAAGGCGUUCGAAGCCUUCGACCACGAGAAGAAGGGUUGCAUCGGCACAGUUAUGGUUGGCACCAUUUUUGGCAUGCUGGGUCUUGGCGUCACCGACGAGACCUUGAAGGAGAUCAUUGAGGAGGUGGACGAAGAUGGAUCCGGCGAGCUGGAGUUUGAAGAGUUCGUAACAUUAGCGUCAAGAUUCAUGGUUGAAGAGGACGCCGAGGCGAUGCAGCAAGAACUCAAAGAGGCAUUCCGGUUAUACGACAAAGAAGGUAACGGGUACAUCACGACGGCGGUGCUUCGGGAGAUCCUUCGAGAACUGGACGACAAGAUCAGCGCAGAGGAGUUGGACAUGAUGAUUGAGGAAAUUGACUCUGACGGCUCUGGCACUGUUGACUUUGAUGAAUUCAUGGAAGUUAUGACGGGAGGCGACGACUGAACGACCACUGGCCACGUUUAUGUUAUAAUUAUACUCGUAUCUAUUAUUUUUUUACACAAUAUAUAUUUAUUUAUACUUACAGACUUUUCCAUCUUUAUGUUAUACAUAUUUAUACCAAUUUUACAAAGUUAUUAUUCUUACAAAUAAAUAUUUAUUUAUUUUUUAUACAUCGGAAAAUAAAUUUGAAAAUAUUAUUAGAAAAAACUUUAAUGUAUUUAUUUAACUACUUGUAAGUUAUUUAUAAGAAUAAAAGAAUAUUCUAAGAGCA